AAAAAAAAAAAUCGAAAAAGAAUUUAUCCAGAACAACACAUGGCAUAUGUGUGUGCUAUCGGUUUCUCGGGACAUUCAUAUCAAACAGCCAACCAAAACCAAACAUCUCUCUCUUUCUCUCUCUCUCUAGCUGCUUUCAAUGGCUUCCUUGCUCGAUUCCGUCACCGUUACCCGCGUGUUUUCCCUUCCGAUCACUUCCUCGAUUUCACCUGCUUCAAAGGUUCCGUCAGUCUCUGCCCGGCGGAUUUCUCCCGUUCCGGAAUUCAGAGGUUUGAAAGCUUCCCGGAAGAGUUCGGUGACUCAGUCAGCGAGUCUUGGUACGAAUCUCGGAUCCCGAUUCGCUCGUGGUGGAAGAAUCGUCUGCGAGGCUCAGGACACCACUGCCGCCCCCGUCGAAGUACCAAACAUCUCUGAUUCAGAAUGGCAAACACAGGUUCUCGAGUCAGAUGUACCAGUAUUGGUCGAGUUUUGGGCACCAUGGUGUGGACCUUGCCGUAUGAUUCACCCCAUCGUUGACCAACUGGCCAAGGACUUCGCAGGCAAGUUCAAAUUCUACAAAAUCAACACCGACGAGAGCCCAAACACAGCUAACCGUUACAGCAUCCGCAGCGUUCCUACCGUGAUCAUAUUCAAAGACGGUGAGAAGAAAGACAGUAUCAUUGGAGCUGUUCCUAAAGAGACGUUGGAGAAAACUAUAGAAAGAUUCGUGGUCGAGUAACUAAACAAAAACACAAAUUUCACUCUUUUAUCACUCGUGUCUUAUGUGUUGUAUAAUUCUUCAUAAGGUCUCUUUUGACUAUUUAUGUUUCCAUGCGUCCACUAUGUAUUGUUUAGUAUUAUAAAAAAAAAAAAGAAUAACGAACAAUAA
This is a messenger RNA of Brassica oleracea var. oleracea, 868 nucleotides long. RefSeq names its product thioredoxin M4, chloroplastic. Lineage: Eukaryota; Viridiplantae; Streptophyta; Magnoliopsida; Brassicales; Brassicaceae. Gene Ontology annotation, cellular component: cytoplasm. The record is from RefSeq and is a predicted model, not a curated record. The coding region runs from base 140 to 718 and encodes 192 amino acids. Gene Ontology annotation, molecular function: oxidoreductase activity, acting on a sulfur group of donors, disulfide as acceptor; protein-disulfide reductase activity. The transcript has 2 exons.